This is a messenger RNA of Echinococcus granulosus, 666 nucleotides long. Its product is annotated as Transmembrane protein 85. NCBI's taxonomy places the organism in Eukaryota, Metazoa, Platyhelminthes, Cestoda, Cyclophyllidea, Taeniidae. Bases 1 to 666 code for a protein of 221 amino acids. Gene Ontology annotation, biological process: protein folding in endoplasmic reticulum. The record is from RefSeq and is a predicted model, not a curated record. Gene Ontology annotation, cellular component: EMC complex. The transcript is spliced from 3 exons.
AUGGAUAGUCUCAAAACUUUGAACAAAAGUGCGAGCGAUUCGGUCGAACUGACCAAAUUGGUGUCAAAACGCUGGAACGUUGAUUUCAAUUCUCGCAGUCGUAUUGGACUGACUUCUAAUGGACCGUGUGAUCAGUCACUUCAGCCUAUAGGUUUCAGCGACCGUACAUUCCCUCACUCUGAGACUCGUGAACAGGAUCCGCAGCUGAAGAUUAAGCGAAGCUGGGAUGUUGCUUUGGGUCCUCUUCGCCAAAUCCCCAUGAACCUCUUUAUCAUGUGGAUGACAGGAAACUCAAUUUCAAUUUUCCCGAUAAUUAUGGUUUAUAUGAUGUUCACGCGGCCCCUGCAAGUGCUCUUCUCAAUGCAAACAACGCUCCAAAUGAUCGAAGGCGAACAGGCCCCAAUCCAGUGUCUGGUUUUUAUUUUGGGGAAUCUCUUAAUGGUUGCAAUGGCCAUAUAUAAAUGCCACAAUAUGGGUCUUCUCCCAACAUAUGCUUCUGACUGGUUGUCAUUCAUUCAGCCAUCUCAGGCAAGCACGAGCAGAAUGGUCAGUGGGAGGCUUUAUUUGGUGAUAAUUUUAAUGUUACAUUGUUCGCGACCUGCACCACUAACAAUAAAUCCUGGUCGUUAUCUUUCGUGUGACGGUGAUUCUUUCAAGCCUUCGUAA